Messenger RNA from Harmonia axyridis, 2184 nucleotides. It is a transcript of the gene Etf-QO, whose product is annotated as electron transfer flavoprotein-ubiquinone oxidoreductase, mitochondrial. The transcript has 8 exons. Lineage: Eukaryota; Metazoa; Arthropoda; Insecta; Coleoptera; Coccinellidae. Gene Ontology annotation, biological process: electron transport chain. Bases 122 to 1927 code for a protein of 601 amino acids. Gene Ontology annotation, cellular component: mitochondrial inner membrane. Gene Ontology annotation, molecular function: electron-transferring-flavoprotein dehydrogenase activity; iron-sulfur cluster binding. The record is from RefSeq and is a predicted model, not a curated record.
CUGUUUUUGACGUUCAAUGUCAAUAUUUGGUAAACAGGGUUAAGAGUUCAAAGAAUUAGGAUAGGAUCAAAGUACCAAUUCCAUUUAGUAAAUUAUAUGAAAAAAAUUAAAAAUUAUUAAAAUGCCUUUUACUCUAUAUUCAUCGUUGAGGGGCGUUACUCGAGUUCGUUGCUUGUCAAGAAACUACUCAGACAAUUUUCCAAAAAUAACUACCCACUAUACUGUUCAUCCCAGAGACAAGGAUCAACGAUGGAAAGAUGUGCCCAUGGAAAGAUUCUCCGAUGAGACUGAUAUAUUGAUAGUUGGAGGUGGUCCAGCAGGUCUAUGUGCUGCUAUUAAAGCCAAACAGCUAGCUGAAAAAGAUGGUAAAGAAGUUAAAGUCACAGUGGUUGAAAAAGCAUCACAAAUUGGUGGACAUACUUUAUCUGGUGCUGUUAUUGAGCCUCAUGCCUUAACUGAGUUAAUUCCUGACUGGAAAGAAAAAGGAGCACCUCUAAACACACCUGUAAAAACUGACAAAUUUGGAUUUUUAACUGAAAAGGGAAGAAUAAGUCUACCAGCUGUAAAAGGAACGCCUAUGUACAAUCAUGGAAACUAUAUUGUGAGGUUAGGACAUGUUGUGCAAUGGUUAGGAGAACAAGCAGAAAGUAUGGGUGUUGAAAUUUAUCCCGGUUAUGCAGCUUCUGAAGUCCUUUACCAUGAAGAUGGAAGUGUAAAGGGUAUUGCAACAAAUGACGUUGGUAUCGCGAAAGAUGGCAGCCCAAAAGCUAAUUUCGAGAGAGGAAUGGAACUACAUGCAAAGUGUACAAUUUUCGCCGAGGGCUGUCAUGGGCAUUUAUCGAAGCAGAUAAUAAAAAAAUUCAACUUGAGAACACAUGCGGAGCCACAGACUUACGGUUUAGGUAUCAAAGAAAUGUGGGAGAUAGACCCUGCCAAGCACGCUCCCGGAACAGUUGAACAUACAUUUGGUUGGCCUUUGGACCCCCACACUUAUGGAGGAUCAUUCCUAUAUCACUUGAAUGAUGCAACUCCACUUAUUGUUGUUGGUUUCGUUGUUGGAUUAGACUACACCAAUCCUUAUAUAAGUCCAUUCAGAGAAUUCCAACGAUUCAAACUCCAUCCCUCUGUAAGAUCGAUAUUUGAAGGUGGAAAAAGAAUAGCUUAUGGGGCAAGAGCGAUUAACGAAGGCGGUUUUCAAUCUCUGCCCAAACUCACAUUCCCUGGAGGUUGUUUGGUAGGAUGCGCAGCUGGGUUUUUGAAUGUACCGAAAAUUAAAGGUACCCACAAUGCAAUGAGAAGUGGAAUGCUGGCAGCUGAGAGUGUCUACGAAACAAUUCAAACUGAUGAGAAAGAUACGAUUGGUUAUGAACCUAAAAUAUACGAAGAUAAGAUCAAGAACAGCCCGAUUUGGAAAGAACUCAAGGCAGUCAGAAAUAUAAGACCCAGUUUUCACAACAGAUUUGGUUUGUAUGGAGGAGUGGCUUACAGUGGAUUCUCGGUUCUCACUGGUGGAAGAGAACCGUGGACUUUUUCACAUGGAGCUGCCGAUCACACUCGUCUCAAGCCAGCAGCUCAGUGCAAGAAAAUAGAAUACCCCAAGCCAGAUGGAAAGAUCAGUUUUGAUCUUUUGUCUUCUGUAGCUCUGAGCGGUACUAACCAUGAAGGCGAUCAGCCAGCCCAUUUGACUUUAAUGGAUGAUACAGUCCCGGUUAAGACGAAUUUGACCAUUUACGAUGGCCCUGAAGCCAGGUUUUGUCCUGCAGGUGUCUAUGAGUAUGUCCCCCUAGAAUCUGGCGAUGGACAACGACUUCAAAUCAAUGCCCAGAACUGUGUUCAUUGUAAAACUUGUGAUAUCAAAGAUCCGACUCAAAAUAUAAACUGGGUUGUACCAGAAGGUGGCGGUGGACCAGCUUACAAUGGAAUGUAAAUUAGAAGAAGCUUCCCAAUAUUUUGAUAGGAUGGAAAACUGCUUUGAGAGAUUUUUAUGUAUACACAAUUCCUGUUUCAAAAUAGCUAAAUGUUGUUUUUAUGGAGAUUUUUCCUGUAUUAGCUAUUGUAUAUAUAUUUAUAGUGAUUGAAAGACCUAAACAUAUUUUUGUACAUUAUACAAUCAGGUUAUAUAAUUUUUUAUAUCAGCUGUUCAUUAAUAUACAAAUAUGGACCGAAUAAAUCGAUGAACUUUCA